Messenger RNA from Leptidea sinapis, 1479 nucleotides. RefSeq lists its product as uncharacterized. Lineage: Eukaryota; Metazoa; Arthropoda; Insecta; Lepidoptera; Pieridae. The record is from RefSeq and is a predicted model, not a curated record. Bases 91 to 1371 code for a protein of 426 amino acids. The transcript is spliced from 5 exons.
AACGAAGUGUUUAAAUGGUCUAUUUGUAAUCUUUUUGGAAGCUAACGAACUGUUUUGUAUACCAUUUAAAUUCUAAUCUAAAAUACCAGAAUGAAUGACCCGGACAGUUUUAUUGAAGAGUGGGUUAGGGAAAAUGAUCCUAUAACAAUGUCUCUCCCUGACAUAGAGUAUGAGCCUCAUCUUCUCAUAUCUAAGGUCCGCAAGCAUUACAUGGAAUAUGUGAUAAAACUUUUGUCAUUUAAUUAUGAGAAUAAUCAAAAGUUAUUAAAUAAAAAUACUUACCUUCCGAGUGCUAUAUGGAGAUGUGCCAAGAUAAUUGAAACUAAAGCAGCUCAAAGCUGCAUGGUUGUCGAGUUAUACAGGAAGAAUAUUUUAAAAAUGAUAAAUGAUUUAAAAGCUGACACAAAAAGAGGAAGACUUCAUAAAAAAUUGUUUGAAUGCUUGACAAGUCCAUCUUUAAAUGAGAAAAAAACUCAAACAAAGGCAGGCUCUUUUGAAUGUGAAUGUUCAUGUGCAGGACGUAAAAAAGUUCGGAAAAUUAAAGAGUCAUUUUCACAGACAUCUUAUGAGUGUGAUAAAGAAAUAAUGAAUGAAUCUCAAUUGUUCAAUUGUUUGAAUACUUCAACACCAUUAGAAACUCAAAGCAUUAAUAAAAUAAAUGAACUGCAAGCUGAAUCUGUAUCUCACAGUGCUGUUGAUGUUAUGCAGCAGUUAGAACAAAUCUUUCAAGGAGACUCUGCAGAAGAUUUAUUUGAUGGUGUUUUAUGUAAUUCCAAUGAUUUCAAUUAUGAAUGCACAAAGAAAAUACAGCAGGAUAAUCAAGAUAAAAGCAUUGGUUUUAAUAAUGAAUCUGUGAAUGAAAGAUUUGCCUCUAUAGCUGGUACUGUAGAAAGAAAAUCAGACAAUGUAAUAGAAAAAAAAACAUUGAAAAAUAAGAAAAAUUCAGGCAAAUGGUUGUGUGAAGAGUAUUUCCUAAGAACGAAACUAUUUGAACUAUUAGACCAGAUACAAGAUUGUAACAGAGAUAAAUUGUUAAGGAUAAAGCAGAUGCUUCAUGAACUGUUUGGUGAUGAUAGUGAUGAUGAAGGUGUUGUCUCUCCACUAAAUGAAACUCAUGAAUUUGUUAUCAGUUGCAAGGAAAGAGUAGCACCAUGGGUUGUGAAAUUGUUAACACCAUAUUACAUUAAAGGGAGAAUAAGAGGCAAAUCCCUCUUUAAAGCUCUUGCUAAACAUCUCAUAAACUUAAUCUACCAGUGCAGCAAAUAUCCUCAGGAACAUGAAGUUGUUAGUUUCAUAACAGACUUUCUCGAAAACCACCAGAUGAUAAGAUGCGAAGCUGAUUUCAAACAGUUUAAGAUUCAUAAUAUUUGAGAAGAUCCAUCGUCCAAGUCCAUAGGGCUUAUCAACUGUAAAACUGAGAUAUGUUUCUUGUACCUAUUUACUAUCAAUGUUGAUUAAAGGAAAACAUUUUUGAUUGUA